AUGAGGGUGACUGCUGUUGUGGACGAGCUCCGGAAGCUUCUCUCUGACAAAGAUGCCAACAAGUGUAAUGGAGCCUCGAGGAGAAUCAUCAGAGUUUUCAUUCCUAAGUACUCGGUUAACUUUUUUCACGAGCAGCUAUGUUGCUGGUGCUUGAAUUUCCAUGGCCGUAUCACAGUGGCUUCAGUCAAGAACUUUCAAGUGGUAGCAGCUAGCUGUAACGGUGGCGGUGGUGGUGGCACGUGGUUGUCAUCGGAGAGGCAAAGCAAGCGGAUAAUACUGCAGUUUGGGAAAGUCAGGAUAUGUUCACGAUGGAUUAUGGAUACCUUAUCUCAUCUUUCCAGGCUUUUGUCAUUUGCUUGA
Microthlaspi erraticum is the source of this 360-nucleotide messenger RNA. NCBI's taxonomy places the organism in Eukaryota, Viridiplantae, Streptophyta, Magnoliopsida, Brassicales, Brassicaceae. The record is from the annotation of a GenBank genome assembly.